AAUAACUGUCAAUUAUGAUAACUAGACCUUCAUCGUUGUGACCUGCCGCUAUAGGUUUUGAAGGGUCUCCACUUUAUAAUGGAAAUAAAAAAAGUGUUUCAAGUGGGGCCAUUUUCGCGUGUUGCGUGUCUGCUCUGCCUCUUUUUCUCCUUUGCAGCCGGAAGUGAACCCAGCCAUUUCCAACGCCUCCACCUGAAAAUUGAAAUUUUCCAGAUCUGCUAUCUUCUUCCCUCCCCUGCCGCCGGUUUCAGCUUGUGUGGGUGUGGAAUUUUUGACUUUUUUGUGGCGUGAAAGCUCCUCCAAUUUCCCGCUGGUCUUCCCCUCAAUCUGCAGCUCCAGCCUUGCUUGCUGAGGAUUUCUGGUCCUUGAUCGUCUUGUGACCCUAGCGCUUGGAUUAAGUCUUUUGUCUUGUGCGAUUAAGGUAGUGAGACCCAACGCAUGGGGAGCCCGGGGGAGUGACGAGCUAGACGGCUAGGCAUUUGUUGGACUUAGGUUUUUGUAGCUAGGCCGCUAGUCACCCAUGUUGAUUUAGAAAUUUUUGUGUACAGAACUCCUUUAGUAUAGUAAUGACUAAUUUCGAAUCUGCUCUGCUCUGUUCUUUUCCGUCGGCUGCUCUUCCUUGUUUGGGUGUGAGUUCUUCAAAAUUCUGGUAAGAGACAACCAUUAUAUUCUCUAUUUUUCCUUUCAUUGGCUUGGGUUACUCUAAGUUCCUCUUGUUCCUUCAAUUUUGGGUUAAUUCCGUGAGGCCCCUGCAGAAUUGCCGCCGGCCUUCCCCCAAACUGCAGCUCCAAUUUUUUGCUGCUAAAUUCUGGUAUGU
Molecule: messenger RNA, 817 nt
Organism: Rubroshorea leprosula
Lineage: Eukaryota; Viridiplantae; Streptophyta; Magnoliopsida; Malvales; Dipterocarpaceae
Source: the annotation of a GenBank genome assembly